UUUACCUUCUCUCCUCCUUCUCUCCUCCUUCCUCUUCCUUCUCUCCUCCUUCCUCUUCCCUUCUGUCAUGCUGUAUUUCUCUAGCCUGACUCCCUUCUUUUCUCUCAAAAGGGGCCACACUCUCUGGUCUCUCUCGCUCCCUCUCUCUUUCUCUCUUUCUCUGAGUGCCACAAUCCUUGGAAAGCAUCAGCAUUUGCACUCCAGUGUUUCACACACACCACCAAUAUUAAUGUAUUACGUAUGGUGGACAUUAAGACAUAGGCCUUGUAUUUGGCGUUUACUUUAGUUUUUCAUAUACAUUGGAGCAUUUGCCCACUUCUUAAUGUACAUUUGUUAAAGUGGGACCUGAAAUGCCAAAAUCCUUUUCCCCAUGAAGGUGUAUGCAAGUUUCACAUGAUGAGAAUUGCAAGCUAGUCAUGUAGGGAAUCAAGUCUCUUCUCCACCUGCAGGUGGCGCUCCAAACAUGCCUACUCAUUUCUCCAUGUAAGACUAUUAAGAGGAUGGUUAGUUUUUAUUCUUAGCAUAUCAAUCACACCCCAUUACAGAAAAUUUAAAUACGUUGAAUGUAUGCAUAAUGUACUCUUUAGGUUUAGGCUUGACCUACAGUAAUUCAAAGUGUUUUUUAUUGGGACAAUACAAGGAUUUCAUGAAAAGCGGCCUUGAACUGGAUGCUGAAAACCAACGGAGAUGACCGCUGUAUACAAAAAAAAAAAGUUUUCACAUUGCUGGAUAUUAAUUGAAAAUGUUUUGAAUAUUGAUAGAUGACAUUAGCUGUUGAAAAACCUGCUUCGGAGGAUGGUCUGUGCUGUGUGUGUUGUUCAUAGAAACAAAAAAUUGUGCUUGGACGUUGUGUUUGGCUCGUGCUGUUUGCCUGGAAUGACUGUGGACGCUCACAUCAAGCAUGACGUGAUUUUUUAUUUUCCUUUGCAAAGGCAAGAGGAUAGUUUUCAUUGGUCUCACCGUUUUGCUGUUCGUGUUAUUUCUCAUGGUUGCAACAUCUUCUGUAAACCAAUCACCAGUGUGGGACAAAGUUGUGUGUUGUUGCAGGGAUUUGAGGUUUGCUAGUAUCGAUGUAACAACGUCCGUGUUUAAAAUGCUGGAAGACCUCCGACCAUCUUUUCUCAUCCUUACCUCAGUCCAAGUUUUUCGGUGCUGGUUUCCUUUCUGUAAAACACAUUUUCAUUUCAUCAGUUUACAGGUUAUUUUCCCGCCGAAUGUGCGUCCGUGGUGAAUCCGGCCUGUCGUCCGUGUUUCAUGUCGGGGUGCAGGUAGUGUAAAUAAUUUGCUUGUGUAUCUCAGAUUUUAUUUCUUGACAAAAUAGGGUUUUGUUUUUUUUCUUUUUCUGAGAAAUCCUAGAGCUUGAGAAACUGUAUUAAAUGUAGAUAUGUUGAUAACAUAAAUGCCUGGUUCAGUUUUCAUUUGCCCCCAUUAAACCGUGAACUUUGAGUUGUUUUUCUGACUCCUUACAUAUUCCACCAUUUUGCUGCUACAUAGAGACAGAGGCCGUUUCUCAAUCGCGAGUAAAACUGCUGCAGAGCAACUAUUUCAAGUAUACUACGCCAUCGAGUGGCGCCAAGGAGGACUGUUUAAAUGCAUGUUAGGUUAAAUCCAUAGACUGUAUAGGUUAAAUCGCAUUCUGCGCCACUCUAUGACGUAUACCUGAGAUAGUUGCUCUGCAGCAUGUGUACUCGCGAUUGAGAAACGGAGUAUUAUUGCAGCUGUUCUACAAAGCAAAACAUGAUCAGCGACACAAGCCCUGCAAUAAAUACACAUUUGGUGAAGUUAAUAUUAUUUUUGACGUAAUCUCUAUUUUGAGUAUGUCAUUUCUUGUAGACACAAUGUCCCUUUGUCUGUCUUUGAAUCGACUUUUGUGUUGACACAAGCAUUUUUCUCUUCUGUUUUUCCUGCCGGCAACUGUCUAGCUCCCUCAUACCUAUUUAUGUUACCUUUUUUCUCUCUGAAACAAACUUUAUGAUAGAUCUUAAUGAAAGCAUACUUGACAUUUAUAUCAGAGCUGAACUGAUUAAUCAUCCAGGCUGAUUUGCAGAUAUUUCAGUAUCAGUCUGAUGCUAAAUGUCAUUGAAUAAGUAAAAGAAAGCAUUUUUUUUCAUGGUCAAAACAGUUUUUAUUUCUUAUCAGUCAAAAACUUUAAAGGUUACAGAAUGUAUGUUUAUUGGAUCUAAUUUUGUUAAUUUGAUAUGACAUUGAGUUUGACGAAUGGUUAUAUUUAAAGCCAAGCAUGCUCAAGAAUAAGCCUCUCAUGUCCUGGCUGUCAAGUAGAUGGGAAUUAUGUUUUUAACUGACUAUUUCUUCAGUAGAAAGGCAGUGAAUUGUUAAUUGUUAUUUUUCAGUUUUUUGAUAAUCACAAACCAAAUGUCAAUCCUGUUCAUUUCAGUUGGCAAUCAUCCCAGACAGAUCUCAAAACACUGUCAUUUAAAAGUAAAAAAGUAUCUGCAUAGUUGAAACGACUAACAAAAAAGAGACACAUAUGUCAUGACCCUUUUAAGAACGACUACAACGCCUGCAGAAAUGUCUGCCACAGAUCCUCUAUAAAACAUUGUUCUCGGUGUGUGAGAACAAUGUACGUCUACCAUGUGAUGUGGACACAAACACAUGUGAGGGUGUGUGUUUCAGUCACAUGUAGACGGACACACACCAGGCCUAUUGUCAGAGUAUCUGUCUGAUGCUGAUGUCACGGCCCGUGUCAGGAGGGAAGAGGACAGAGCAUUUCAGAGUGGACUGAGUUAGCAACAUCGAGACAACACAACAACAUCAAGAUGAUGGUCAACACUGUGAGGUUUGCUCUGGUUGUUGUGGGUGUCUUUGGAUGGUCUAUGAUGCUCCCCUCUGCCACCCAAGUGGGUCUGAGCGACAAAGUCCUGGUGUUCCCUUACGAGACUGACUUCAGCUUCGUGUCCCUGAUCCCUCAGAAGGAGAUGGGGCUGAGGGCCUUCACGCUCUGCAUGCGGGUGGCCACGGAGCUGCCUGAGGACCGUCAGAUCAUCCUGUUCGCCUACCGCACCGCCGACUACGACGAGCUGAACUUGUGGCGUGAGAGCGACGGGCGCGUCUCCUUCUAUAUGAGCGGCGACGGCAUCUUCUUCCACCUGCCGCCCAUCACCACCUUCCGCACCAGCCUCUGCCUCACCUGGGACUCUCGCACCGGCCUCUCUGCCUUCUGGGUGGAUGGGAAACGCAGCACCUACCAGGUCUACAAACCCGGGCACAGCAUCCGUCCCAAAGGCUCCAUCCUCCUGGGGCAGGAUCCAGACAAACACCUGGGGGGUCUGGAGGCCGGGCAGAGCUUCGUUGGCGAGAUGGCGGAUCUGAACAUGUGGGACUUUGUGCUCUCCAGGAGCAUGAUCCAGGCCUGGCACUACGGACACAGGGUGCCCAAGGGAAACGUCUUCGACUGGGGCACCAUGGAGUACGAGCUGAACGGGAACGUGAUGGUGGUGGAUGAUGACUGACUGGACGUGGAGUCGGGGGCAGAGAGGAAACGGGCUUUAGAGAUCUGUGUUGGACUGAUACUGAUGUGUGGUUUUCUUUCUUAGAUUCAGUACUGUUUCAUGUUAGAGCCCUUUAACUGAGCUUCCAAAACCACACCAACUCUCAGUUUAAUUUGACAUUAAGGAACUGUUGAUCAUUAAUGGAUUAUUUGAAAGGCAUAUCCUACAAAAGAUCAGGAGCCCGAAGUGUCCUCAAAAAUAACCGCGAAGAUACAUAACAACCACAGAGAGACUGUUUAAACCGCUGCAAAGAGACACAAGGGACGCCCCUAAAGGGCAAAACAAACCACCCUGUAAAAAAGAGACACAAAUAAAACAACAACAGCAAAACAACUACAAACAGAUGUAAAAUGACUAAACACAGUGACAAAAAAACUGCAUAGAACCAAACACGGAUGCAAAAAACAGUACAAAGGGUCACAAGAUGACCGCAAAGUGCACAGCCACAGACAACUAUAACUCCUGUGUGUCUGGCUCCUAUGUCGGAGAGGUGUUGGGGCCUUUUUCAUGUCUGUGCCCAGGGGCCAAUUCGUUCAUCCCCCUCCCAUGUGCUUGAUGACUUGUUAAGAACGUAGAAAGGACUAGUGUUUCAGUAUAUUGACUGAGAAACCUCCUAUGCAGUAAUCUGUAAUUAUUUUAGACAACAAAAUGCACUAGCCAAAAACAAAAAAAAUUAUUUGUGGUGAAUUAAAGCAUUUUUAUCAAAAUGUACAUCAGAGGGCUUUUUCCAAACGGUACCUCAGUUUAAGAUCCUUGUUUCAAUAAUUAGCAUUUAAUUUGUUUAGUCUUCUUUGUGUCUCCAAGCUUCAUCCUUUGAAAGACCAACCUCUAAAUAUGGAGCUUUAAAUGUUGACGUGCCGGUUGCAUCCAUAGGGUGGCACUCUGCACUAGUUCACAUCAAACAGAAACGUGUGUCAAGUGAAGGGUUAUCAUGCAUCUGCUAAUGUGAUAUAGUUAUGAACCGAAGUCCACCAAUAACUGAUUUGCUGCUAUAAUGUAUUCAAAACUAUUUUUCCAAAAACCUUAAUGCGUUUUUAAUGGAAAACUAUAAUGCCAAAAAUACAAGUUCAAUUCAAAUAAAAUCUUUUUUAGUCAAAAUUGCAAAUACAGUAAUUAAUUAAAUUAAAUCCCCAAACCGUCAUGCAUUCAGAUAGUACAAUUUAGUUUGUCCAAUGAUAUUGAUGAAAAUAGGAAGUGGGUAUUAAAACACUGUGAGAUGUGUUAUUUCUUAAUGAUUUACUGCACUCAGAGUGCACUCAAAUAGCAAUUAUCAUGUUUAAUAUCCACCGCCGUAAUGUUCCCUCCGGUUAGCGUAUACUCACUCAUGAAUUUCACAUGUUUCCACUGAUGUAAGAACGCUUUUGGGUCUGAAAUAAAACCUUUCCAUGUGCAUAACUAAUAAUGUUUGUAAUUAAAAGGGAAUAUUUCGUCUUUGAA
Messenger RNA from Gymnodraco acuticeps, 4946 nucleotides. It is a transcript of the gene crp1, whose product is annotated as C-reactive protein 1. The transcript is spliced from 3 exons. Bases 2778 to 3470 code for a protein of 230 amino acids. Lineage: Eukaryota; Metazoa; Chordata; Actinopteri; Perciformes; Bathydraconidae. The record is from RefSeq and is a predicted model, not a curated record.